AAAGCAUUUAAAGAGUGAUUGAAAGUGAAAGUCAUUUGUGACUUGAAGUUCAUUACCACAGAUCAAGGCAUCAGUUAAUUGUUUAAUAAAUAAUUAUUAUAUUUAUAACAAUUGUCACAAAAUGAUGGGUCGUCUCGUGUUUGUCACGGGAGCGGCCGGUUAUGUCGGAUCUCACUGUGUCCUCGAGUUUUUAGUUAAUGGUUACGAUGUCAUAGUUAUCGAUAAUUUAGUCAAUUGUGUCAUAACUGAUGGCAAUGAACUGCCAGAAAGUUUGAUUCGUGUCCAGCAUUUGACGGGAAAAAAGAUCAAACAAUUUAUUGACGGAGACCUUCGGGACAGUCAUCUAUUGGACUCUAUAUUUGCAAACAACGACAUCGAUGUUGUCAUUCAUUUCGCCGGUCUUAAGGCAGUCGGCGAAUCAAUAGAUAAACCCCUACUAUAUUAUGACAAUAAUAUCAUCGGAACUAUUAAUCUGUUGAAAACAAUGAAGAAAUACAAAGUCGACAAAUUGGUAUUUUCUUCGUCCAGCACAGUCUACGGCGAACCGGAACAGCUGCCAAUCACCGAACACUUUCCGACCGGCCAGAACUGCACCAAUCCGUACGGCCGAACAAAGUAUAUGUUAGAGGAGAUUAUGAAAGACGUGUGUCGGGCGUCGCCUGACUGGUCAAUCAUAUCUUUACGCUAUUUCAAUCCAGUUGGCGCCCAUUUUUCGGGCGAUAUCGGCGAACAACCAAAUGGUGAGCCGAAAAAUUUGAUGCCAUAUAUCACUCAAGUGGCAGUCGGUGUGAGACAAGAGCUGAAAGUAUUUGGUAAUGACUAUAAAACAAGUGACGGCACCUGUAUUCGCGACUAUUUACAUAUUGAGGAUCUGGCGGUCGGACAUCUUAAGGCAAUUGAUAAGAUUUAUAACAACAACUUUCCUGGAUUUCACGCCAUUAAUUUGGGCACUGGUAGGGGUUAUACAGUUUUGGAGGUUAUCCGAGCCUUUGAAGUAGCCACUGGAGUGAAGGUUCCUUAUAAAAUAGUCGGUAGGCGUCCAGGAGAUGCCUGUGCCGUCUACGCGGACGCCAGGUUAGCACAGGAGGUGCUCGAAUGGAAAGCCACGCGAGGACUACAAGACAUGUGUUCCUCGGCCUGGAAAUGGCAACAGAAAAAUCCCAACGGAUACCGAUCUAAAAUAAAUAUUGUUCAAAUUUUGUUGUCUAAAUUAUGAAGGUUACACAAGUUUUCAUUGUUAAACACUUGACUAUUUCAUAUAUAUUGUAUACGUUAUUAAAUUAUUGAAAAUAAUUUGUGAUUAUAACUUA
Molecule: messenger RNA, 1310 nt
Organism: Oppia nitens
Lineage: Eukaryota; Metazoa; Arthropoda; Arachnida; Sarcoptiformes; Oppiidae
Product: UDP-glucose 4-epimerase-like
Exons: 4
Coding region: 122-1216 (364 amino acids)
Biological process (GO): beta-D-galactose catabolic process via UDP-galactose, Leloir pathway
Cellular component (GO): cytosol
Molecular function (GO): UDP-glucose 4-epimerase activity
Source: RefSeq, a predicted model, not a curated record